AUGAAAGAAGAACACAUGAUGAAAGAAGAACACAUGAUGAAAGAAGAACACAUGAUGAAAGAAGAACACAUGAUGAAGGAAGAACACAUGAAGGAAGAAGAACACAUGAUGAAGGAAGAACACAUGAUGAAGGAAGAACACAUGAUGAAGGAAGAACACAUGAUGAAAGAAGAACACAUGAUGAAGGAAGAACACAUGAAGGAAGAAGAACACAUGAUGAAAGAAGAACACAUGAUGAAAGAAGAACACAUGAUGAAAGAAGAACACAUGAUGAAAGAAGAACACAUGAUGAAGGAAGAACACAUGAAGGAAGAAGAACACAUGAUGAGAGAAGAACACAUGAUGAAGGAAGAACACAUGAUGAAAGAAGAACACAUGAUGAGAGAAGAACACAGGAUGAAAGAAGAACACAUGAUGAAAGAAGAACACAUGAUGAAAGAAGAACACAUGAUGAAAGAAGAACACAUGAUGAAGGAAGAACACAUGAUGAAGGAAGAACACAUGAAGGAAGAAGAACACAUGAUGAAAGAAGAACACAUGAUGAAGGAAGAACACAUGAUGAAGGAAGAACACAUGAUGAAGGAAGAAUACAUGACAUUAGAUUAA
Molecule: messenger RNA, 606 nt
Organism: Biomphalaria glabrata
Lineage: Eukaryota; Metazoa; Mollusca; Gastropoda; Planorbidae
Product: glutamate-rich protein 6B-like
Exons: 1
Coding region: 1-606 (201 amino acids)
Source: RefSeq, a predicted model, not a curated record